This is a messenger RNA of Pelodiscus sinensis (Chinese soft-shelled turtle), 939 nucleotides long. Its product is annotated as olfactory receptor 52P1-like. Lineage: Eukaryota; Metazoa; Chordata; Testudines; Trionychidae. Gene Ontology annotation, cellular component: plasma membrane. The record is from RefSeq and is a predicted model, not a curated record. Gene Ontology annotation, molecular function: G protein-coupled receptor activity; olfactory receptor activity. Gene Ontology annotation, biological process: G protein-coupled receptor signaling pathway.
AUGGCAGCUUUCAACCUCACUCCCUCUGGCACAUCAACAUUCAUUUUAACAGGCAUCCCUGGCCUGGAAGCUGCCCACAUCUGGAUUUCCAUCCCGUUCUCUAUUUUCUACGUUUUCAGCCUGUUGGGAAAUUUCACGGUUCUGUUUGUGGUAGGCAAAGAACAGACCCUGCACACGCCGAUGUACCUGCUCCUCUGCAUGCUGGCGCUCGCCGACAUUGGCAUGUCUAGCUCUGUCGUGCCCAAGGCCCUGUGCAUAUUUUGGUUUAAUUUGAAAAGCAUCACCAUGGGGGGCUGCCUCACCCAGAUGUUCUUCCUUCACUCGGUUUCAGUUAUAAAGUCAGCUGUUCUCGUGGCAAUGGCCUUCGAUCGCUACGUGGCCAUAUGUAACCCUCUGAGAUACACCACCAUCCUCACCAAUGCACGAAUAGCUAAGCUAGGGCUAGUGUGUGUGAUAAGAGCUGUUCUCCUCAUUCUGCCCCUGCCUCUGCUCCUGGGCAGGCUGCCAUUCUGUGUCAACCGCAUUAUCCCCCACACGUACUGUGAGCACAUGGCUGUGGCAAAGAUUUCAUGUGGGGACAUCACAGUCAACAGACUGUAUAGCUUAGUCAUAGCAUUUGUAGUCAUCUCAUUAGACUUGAUGGUCAUUAUGCUGUCCUACUGUGUGAUCCUCAGGGCCAUCCUCAGGAUCUCCUCCAAGAAAGCCCACCUGAAAGCUCUCAACACCUGCACCGCCCACAUCUGCAUCAUACUGUCCUCUUACGCUUCCAGCCUCUUCUCCAUCCUGACCCACCGAUUCGGUCAGGGCAUCGCUCCCCAUGUUCACAUCAUCUUGGCCAACCUCUAUUUCCUCCUCCCUGCCGUACUCAACCCCAUCAUUUAUGGGGUCAAAACCAAAGAGCUUCGCGACAAAGUGGGCAAAUACACCUGCAGAAUGUAA